Molecule: messenger RNA, 1327 nt
Organism: Lates calcarifer (barramundi perch)
Lineage: Eukaryota; Metazoa; Chordata; Actinopteri; Centropomidae
Product: B-lymphocyte antigen CD20
Exons: 7
Coding region: 169-903 (244 amino acids)
Cellular component (GO): membrane
Source: RefSeq, a predicted model, not a curated record
UUAUUAUCGCUUCCAGAGGAGGGGAGGUUCUUCUGGGAACAGGCUGGGACUAUCCCCUCACCCUCUCCUAAUAAGAAACACACAAUAACCUUAAAAUCUGUCCGAUUUUGUCGGGUAAUUUUGUAGAUUUCGCUUCUACUUUGACGAACAUAGACGGUCUCAGGCAGGAUGUCUGUCUCCAUGACCAGAGCUGAUGGGGUCACAGUGUUCACUUUGACCUCUGACCCCAAAAGUCCUUGGCCUCCACUGUGCCAAGUCUUCAAGGCCCUUUGCUACAACCCUGUGUGCUGCACUGUGUCUCAGCACCUUAGGAGGGCCCAGACAGCGUCUCUGUCAGCACUGGGGACUCUGCACAUUAUGGUUGGGUUGCUCAACAUUGGACUCGGGGUGAUUCUCCUUUGCAGUGCUGGUGGCUCUUGGUGGCAAAUGGACUCAACCUGGUUUCCAGUUUGGAUGGGAAUAUUGUUUAUGAUAUUUGGCAUCAUGUGUAUUGUGUCUAAGAAGUUCCCCAGUCCCUGUCUGGUCAUCCUCAAUGUGAUUCUGAAUCUGGCAGGAGUUGGUUUUGCCAUUGCAGCUAUCGCACUCUACAGCAUUAAUAUAGGCAACAUACACCUGUGGUGGAACUGUGGACAUAACAGGUAUUACUACUGGACGACACCAAGUCCAUCUCCUGACGAGGACAUAGUACGGGAGAGAUGCAUGGAGGGCCGAGAAUUAGCUCUGAUGCUCCUAAGAAGCAUCAACGCUGUGCUGAUUGUCUUGUCAGUCCUGGAGCUCUGUGUCACCAUCAGCUCUGUCGUCUUGGGGAUCAAGGCUCUGAGGAGCAGUGAGAAGGGAGAGAACAAGAGCACUGAUGACCCAGAGCUCCAUAAACCACUACUGGAGGAAGUCACCACCAAGUAACUCUAAAGCCUGAAUGACGAGCAUCAGAUACAAGGAACUGUAAUCCUUUGCAUUUAUGUCACUGAAUGUAUCUUCUGUACUGAAAAUGGUUUACGCACUUUGAGCUGGUACUAUCUCUGCAAAACUUCUGGCUCUUUUCCUACAAGGGUUGCUUAAAAGUAUUUGCGCUAGUUCUUCAGGGUAGUUUUGGUAAUAAUCUGCACUGUGUAUGCUGCUUUCACUUCUUCUUCUUCUGUUCCCAUUGAUUAUGAUUUUCUGUGGAGUAAUGUGCCUUACAGUCAGUGCGUUUGCAGGUAAAAGGGAGGUUCAUGCAAGUGUGUGUGGCACUUAAAGACUGAUGUCUUUUUAUUUUUUACUAUUUUACAAUAUUAAGCCAUGUUAAAAAAAAAUUCUAAUAAAAGCAUCAGAUCUGUUGACUGUUGCA